ACUGCGUGCGUCAAAUGCAGAAACGACGGCGCGUAAUUGCGCUCAUACGCACACGCAGCCGAGUCCUGCCACGCACACUUGAGUGGCACACCGGGCAGAGUGCGGUCCGCCGAUCACCUCCCUCCUUUUCUAUCUCCAGCAGGCGGAUUGCCUGAGCCUCCUGACAGUGUUGUGUGUGGAGCUGAGGAGAGAGAGAGAGGGAGAGACUGCAUCAAGGAGCAGGAGCAGGAGCAGUGCGUCUUCAUCGGCAGCGGCGCGUGGGAGUUGUUCUCUCUCCACCUGCCAUUCGCAUCUCGUUUUUUCCCCCCCCUUUAUAUCUGUUACGAUCACCAUCAUCGGACGAGUCCGGACGCGCAGGGAGGGAGUCCCGUUACCGAGGGAGCAUCGCACCGCUUCUGUGCGCGCGCGCGCCUGUGUUUAUGUCUCGAUGAGUGUUUGUCUGUUUUAACUCCAGCUUUCGUCGUAAAACCGGGCUGCUGUCGUUUUUGGAGGAACUCGUUGGAAAUCCGCAAGAAGCCGUGCGCUCUUCCCAGUUUCCCUCUCUCUUUCUUCCUCUCUGUGUUUUUUUGAGAGCUGCCUUUCAAGGCGGUGGACUUGAGAGAGUGCGUCUCAAUUUGUGUCUUGGUGGCUGGGAGUUGCCGUCGGGGAGAAAUGCGAGAGGAUGCUUGGAAACAGUGAAGGCGACCGCAGGUAACCGAUAAGAUGGUGGCCAGAGAAGCAACUGGGCACAGCUACCUGGUGGCCUGCUGGCAGCCCAUUCUGAUCCUGAUGCUGGGCACUGUGCUUUCUGGCUCCACCACAGGUUGUCCAUCCCGCUGUGAGUGUAAUGUUCAAGAGCGCUCUGUGAUGUGCUACCGCAAGAAACUCAUGACAGUUCCUGAGGGCAUUCCUGCAGACACAAGAGUGCUCGAUCUCAGCAAGAACCGCAUUAGAACCAUCAACCCAGACGAGUUUGCCAACUUUCUCAACCUUGAACACCUGGAGCUCAGUGAAAACACGAUUUCCACUAUUGAACCUGGAGCGUUCAACAAUCUGUACGGCUUGCGGACCUUGGGGCUGCGUAGCAACAAACUUAAGUUAAUCCAGCUCGGUGUCUUCACAGGCCUAAGUAAUCUCACACAGCUGGACAUAAGUGAAAACAAAAUUGUCAUUCUGUUGGACUAUAUGUUCCAGGACCUGUACAACCUCCGAUCUUUAGAGGUGGGUGAUAAUGACCUGGUUUUCAUCUCCCACCGGGCUUUUCAUGGACUAAGUAGCCUUGAGCACCUGAGUCUAGAGAAGUGCAACUUGUCCUCUGUGCCGACAGAGGCUUUUACCCACCUCCACAGUUUGAUCACUCUCAGGCUGCGCAACCUCAAUAUCAAUGUGAUACGGGAUUACUCCUUUAAACGUCUUUAUAGGCUGAAAGUGCUGGAAAUAGCAAAUUGGCCAUUUUUGGAUACGAUGACCCCAAAUUGCUUGUAUGGAUUGAAUCUGACCUCUCUGACCAUUGCAAAUGCCAACCUGACCACGAUUCCAUACGUAGCCCUGCGGCAUCUGGUUUACUUGCGCUUUCUUAAUCUUUCCUAUAACCCCAUCCAUACCAUUGAGGGGAAUAAGCUCCACGAUCUUCUGCGUCUGCAGGAAUUUCAUUUGGUGGGAGGCAGACUGGCUAUGAUUGAGCCCUACUCUUUCCGUGGCCUAAACUACCUGAAGAUUUUAAAUGUCUCUGGGAACUCUCUGAACACUUUGGAGGAGUCAGCGUUCCAUUCAGUUGGCAACCUGGAAACCCUUGCCUUGUAUGAUAAUCCCCUGGCCUGUGAUUGCAGACUGUUAUGGGUAUUUAGACGACGCUGGCGACUGAACUUUAACAGGCAGCAGCCCACCUGUGCCUCCCCAGAGUUUGUCCAAGGUAAAGAAUUCAAAGACUUCCCAGAUGUUCUGCAGCCUAACUACUUCACAUGUCGCAAAUCUAGGAUUAGGGAUCGCAAACCCCAGCAGAAGUUUGUGGAUGAGGGAGCCAUUGUUCACUUCGCUUGCCAAGCAGAUGGAGACCCCGCCCCAGUGAUCAUGUGGCUGUCCCCACAGAAAAAGUUCAUCACCACCAAGACGAUUGGAAGGCUCUCUGUGUUGCCAGACGGUACCCUUGAGGUCCGCUAUGCUCAGAUUCAAGACAAUGGUACAUAUGUGUGUAUAGCCAGCAAUGCAGGUGGGAAUGACACGUCUCUUGCUCACUUGCACAUUCACAGCUACUCACCAGACUGGCCACACCAGCCCAACAAGACAUUUGCCUUCAUCUCCAACCAGCCAGCAGAAACAGGUACAAACGACACAAGAGCCAACGUCCCUUUUCCAUUCGACAUAAAGACAUUGAUCAUUGCGACCACAAUGGGCUUCAUCUCCUUUCUCGGCGUCGUCUUGUUUUGCCUGGUGCUGCUCUUUCUGUGGAGCAGAGGAAAAGGCAACACUAAGCACAACAUUGAGAUUGAGUAUGUGCCACGGAAAUCGGACGCUGGCAUGAGCAGCAGCACAGUGGAAGCACCGCGCAAGUUUAACAUGAAAAUGAUAUAAUGUGGAGCCGGGGGGAUUUACUCAUUUUCAACUUAAAAAUAAGACAAAAUGGAAAGGAGGACAUUUUAUUUCCACUCUUGAAAAACCUGUGGAUCCUGGUCUGUUGUUUGUCCUGACUGGGAUAAGGAUUAGAGAGAAGGGCAGUUCCUGACUUUUCACAGGUGAGAGGGAAUGGAAGCUCACCCAGUGCGAUGGGACACUGGUGGAUUCUACAUGGCUGAUGGGGGCAUUAAUUAAAAGUCAAAUUUGUCAUAAGCACUUCAUAUUCCUGUGUGUUUGUACUGGGGGAAAACAAUAACAAGUAAGAAAACACUUAAAAUAACCACAACACAAGGGGAAUAUCAUAUUUUGGCCAUUACUGUAUUUUGUCAGGUUUUUUAAUUUGUUUUUUUUUCCCCACAGUUAUUUGUCAAGUCAUGAAUGAGAUGUGUAUGGGUUGAUGAGCACAUUUACACAACUUGGAUGCAUUUAACUCAUCAUUGUGAUACAUUAUGUUUACAACUGUGAAUGCAAUGUGCUACACUGUCUUUUUCUUUCUUACUGAUUGUGUGUCACAAUACCUUAUGCACUCAGUGGGAAUUGUAUCCCCCCCCCUCACACACACACACACACACACACACACACAUAAUCAAGCAGAAUACACAAUGCAGAUACUUAAUUUGGCACAAUGGUAAAUGUGAGAAAUCCAUAACUGUUGGUGAGAUGUAAAACUUCAUUUGAAUGUCACAACUGCUUUGUAACUAUUUUGUUGCCUCAAACAAAUACAACUAUGAGCUCAUGUCCCACCAGAUUUAUUUAAUAUAUAUCUGGAUAUUUUUGAAUACUUAGAUUUGAUGUUGAUUUCUUUUGAUUUUAUAGGUCAUACCUGAAAAUGUCACUCAACCCUAUAAUGACCUGAUACGAGUGCAUUAGUUACACAUGCACACGAUCCUCUGGUGUGCAUCAGUGCCAGAAUAAACAUAAGCUGCAGCUCAGUGGUGUGUUGUUAAAGUGGUUUGUGGGGCAUCAGUCAAUUUUUCAAACAUGGAAAUAAAAUUAAAUGACUUAAUCAUACUUGACAUCGUUUAAUAAAUAUAUGCACAGUUGCAUAACGUUUUCCAAGAUACUGUGAGUAGGAGAGCAUUGUCAGUCUUGUGGUAGUGUGGCCACAUUUUUCACCAACCCUGUCACCACUUGUAGUCAGUGAAUCACUGAAAUCAAUUUGAUAUAUCCAGGUCAAGAUGCAGAAGACAGUCUUGUCCUCCUUCAGAAUUGUGUCAAAAGUGUGUCUGACUCUCAGUGGAAGAGGCAGGUGAUCUUUGAGUGAUUUAGCUCUAGAGAAAUGGCAGCAAUGUGGUAGCUUAUGCAGGAGUGAGGGUAUAAGUAUAAGUGAAGCUACAAAAACUAAUUUAGUUAGAUUUUCAUUUGUGCCCUGACAUCAUCAAAAAAUGACGCACAGAAAUAAAUCCUUGACACAAAUUCUCCGUAUCGCGUUGUGUAAACACUAUGUAAGUAUAACUAUAUUAUUAGAAGUGUGACAAGAUUUAGUUCCGAAAAAUAGAAGGGAAUCAGUUCAAUUAGAACUAGUUAUUUUCACACACACUAAUUAGUGAUAGUGAAUCUGACCCUCUGCAUUUGACCCAUCCGAGCCCAACCCCUUUCCUCAUGGCCCUGGGCUGUCAUGUGUCCGAGCCCAAUGUCUAAUAACGGUGUCCUCUAGUUGUAGAUGCAACCCAGACAGUACGCACACACACACAAAGAUUGAGGGCAUGACGCAGACAGAAAUGUGAGACGUUGUAGAUAUGAGGCUCUGUAAGAAGAAAAGAAGCAGCGCUUGUUCUACGGUUCAGCCAAUCGGACUGUGCCGUGGGCAUUUUAACCUUCAAAUCAUGUCCCCAAGAUUAUUUUGAUCACACGUCAAAUUACAACGCUGCGAAUGUUACCUCUGUCAAAGCCUGCGCAGGUCUGCAGCGUCUGCAUUGGCACAACGUCAGCUGCAAAUGUGCAUACAGAGCCACAGAGAGCAAAUCCUAUAUUGUGUUACAUUAAUACAAUAAAGGCUCAUCCACAAUCUUUUAAAUUGCAUUUAAAAAAACAACAAAACUGUUAUGUAACGGUGUUAUUUUGUGCUGAAAAUGAUUAUGAGAAAUACAAGUUGUGGUGCUCCAAUUUUUUUUUUUUU
Solea senegalensis (Senegalese sole) is the source of this 4711-nucleotide messenger RNA. RefSeq names its product leucine rich repeat and Ig domain containing 1a (gene lingo1a). The transcript has 2 exons. The record is from RefSeq and is a predicted model, not a curated record. Gene Ontology annotation, cellular component: extracellular matrix. The coding region runs from base 703 to 2550 and encodes 615 amino acids. Lineage: Eukaryota; Metazoa; Chordata; Actinopteri; Pleuronectiformes; Soleidae. Gene Ontology annotation, molecular function: protein binding.